CACAUAAAGAGGAUUUCAGUUCAGUUUUGCAUCUUUUGCUGUGAGAAUGCCCAUUUUUGCCUCCGCUAUAAAACUGCCAUUUAGGACAUUAUACUUGAAUACUUCCCCCCAUUUGACACUCUGUUUUAGUUCUCACCAGUAUCGAUCAUAAAUAUAUUCUCCUUCUAGGCUGUUUCGUUUUUGGUGCAAUAUUUGUGGUCGUGAAAAGAAAAAGGAGAGGAAAUGUGAGAGUGCUUCCUUGAAAGGGAAAAAAUACUAAAUUGAACUAUAGGGUGAAAAUUGUGGGGUGGAAAAGCGAUUUUUUCCACCAUUUUACCGCUUAUUAAAUUAGAAGAUACAUUUUCACACGUAUUGAUUUGCCAUUUAUGCUUCUUGUCGCCUCCACUGAGUGUGCAUUAUUGAUGAACUACCACCAAAGGUGAAAUUAAUAUACACUCUUCUGGACAAUUCUUCCAAUUGAUUGUAUCUUGCACAAAAAAAAUCAUAAAAUCACGUUCGUUCAAUUAAAAGUUGUUGCAUUAAAAAAAAAAACUUUCUAUAGAAUAGGCAAAAAAUACGUCAUAAAUGAUUAACACCCAUGUAGUGCAAAAUGUUCACGUCGGGAUCAAUUUUACCCCCCAUAACUCAGUAAAAAUAGACAAGAGAAAAAAAAUCAGUGAAUAAAAAAAAAACACAAUUAAUUCGUUUGUGUGAUAACAAUGAUGAUAUAAAAUGCUGAAAUUCACGUGAGACUUUAAUAUAAUGCCAUGUGUAAUGCGAUACGGAAAAUUCGGGAUUAUCCCAUUCUCAGCAACAUAAUUUAUGAGUGUUUAUCGUGGAAAUAAAUUUUGAGGCAGAAAAGGGACCGAAAAAGCACACAAAACAUCACAAAUGAAUUGCCAAAAAAAUCCCUCUGAAUCAAUUAAACAGAAAGAAUAAAUGAAAUGUGAUUAAAUGUGAAGUUCAUAAUUCACCCUCAAUUCUAAACCCUUCUUCCGAAUCUCUCCCCCUUUUUUCCUCUCUAAAAUUUAUUCAAGAGCAAUAAUCUCGCAACUGCUCUCUUAAUGUGUCUGCCUUUAUUUACGAGUAAUCACACCACACAGUCGGAAUUGUUAUUGCCACAAAAAACGAGGAACCAAAAGGAAGGAAAAUGUGGAACUUGGCACUAUUCGUCGGUGGACUUCUUCUUCUAUGGAGUACACCAUUUGUCUCCAGCUACUUAAAUGUGUUCAUCAAUCAAAAAGAAAUGAAGAAAUUAAUGGGACUCGAUGCUGAAUUAUUUUACGUUCAUGAAGGAGUGGUUAAUACAUAUGCAAUGCUUUUCGUGGUUCCCGUUCCAGCAAAUGUAAAUGACUUGGAGUUUUCUUGGCAAAGCCUUGUCGAACAUCCGCUUUCCUACUCCAUUAACAUUGAGUAUGCCACAGACUUGGAAGCACUCUUGCCACCAGAAUUGAGUAUACCAGCAAGGGGAUUUGUUCCCAGAGUACUGGACACUUUCACAGUUCAUUUGCCGUGCUCCGGAAAGGAAUCUGAGGAGAUACCAAUAGCCAUUAAUCUUCAUAUCCGGGCGCCUUCGCGUCGCAACGACACUCGCCUCAAUUUCAAGCGCAAUAAGAUCUGCCUCAAAGGACUCAACUCCGUAUCCCCAUCACCAGCGAAGGCUCCAUCUCAGACCUCAGCUCUACUUGGGGCUGUUGCAUGUGCUCUUGGUCUUGUCCUUGUGAUUGGUCUCAUCGCCAGUGCCAUGUACAUAAGGGCCAGAAAACAGAUCCGACAAGAUUCUCUCCACAACAGCUUUACUACAGCGGCAUACGGCAGCAAUCAGAAUGUAUUCAUCCGGCUGGAUGCUGUGGGACGCCCGGCGAGCAUCAACAGCGACUCAUACGCAACUAUCACCAGUCUCAAUAAAUUUCCACUGACGGAAUCGAAGAAAAACUGGCUCGGCAAACCAUCAUCACCAUCACCAUAUGCAACUGCUCUUCUCGCCCUUCCGCAAUCACAAGACAUAGCCGAAACAAUCUACUCCAAACCCGAAUCUCUCUGUCCGUCUCGAGUCUCCUACUAUGCAUCUUCUCAAUUGACUCAGAUUUGCAGCCUGUCGACGCCGCGAAGUUUUCAUAGUAAUGUGUUCGACCCAAAGGACAAACUCCGCCGAGUUGCCGUGCCCCAGGGAACUAUCCAGUGCCGGGAUGUCAUCCAGGAGGGUACAUAUGGGCGUAUCUACAGUGGACUCCUCCAGAAUGCAUUGACUGGAGAGGCACAUGAAGUACUCGUAAAGACUGUUGUAGAUGGUGCUUCUUUGACACAAGUUGCCUUUUUACUGACUGAAGGUUCUAUUCUCAUGGGCAUUUCCCAUUCAAACUUGCACAGUCCCAUUGCGGCGUGCAUGGAGUUGCCAGGACCACCUCAAAUUGCCUACCCGUGGCCGUUAAAUGGGAAUCUCAAACUAUAUCUGCAGAAUAGUAGGGAAAAUUCAAAUCCACCAAGCACGCAUCAAUUAGUAGAGUUUGGACUGCAAAUCACAAGGGGAUUGGCCCAUCUACACUCUAUGGGAAUUCUCCAUCGCGAUGUUGCCACACGGAAUUGUGUCAUUGACGGAGAUAUGAAUGUGAAAAUCUGCGAUAGUGGUUUGUCCCGAGAUCUAUUCCCAGAUGAUUAUCAUUGCUUAGGUGACAAUGAAAAUCGACCUGUGAGGUGGUUAGCUCUGGAGACACUCCAGAAGAAGCUCUUCGUAAUAUCCAGUGAUAUUUGGAGUUUAGGGGUUCUUAUGUGGGAACUUACAACUCUUGCAGCAAUGCCAUAUGAGGAAGUUGAUCCUUUUGAGUUAGAGGCCUAUCUUAGGGAUGGUUAUCGAUUGUCUCAACCUGUUAACUGUCCUGAUGAAUUCUACACUGUGAUGUCGUGUUGCUGGCUCCAAGACCAUGCUCAGCGUCCAUCAUUUCCACAACUCAUUGCAUAUUUGCAUGACUUUCACGCGGAUUUAGAAAAAUACAUCUAAAAGACACAUUAAAUUGUAGUCAUGAGAAAUGCACAAGGAUUUUUAUCAAUAGAAAAAAAAGACAACCAUAAUAUAUUUCAUGUAUCUAUGAUAUUACUAUGUAAUACGAUGUUGUAACUUCCAAAAUAACCCAUCAAUUCUUCACAUCGUACCAUUUAUCAACUAAUCACUGCCAUAUCUUAACUCAGUACACUUAAAAUAAAAAUAAUCUUUCCUCCAAAAAAAAAAAGUUAAAGAAACAACCAAACCAAAGAGCAUUUUUGGAAGACAAUAAGUCGUUAAUUUAAUGAAAAGUUCAGAGAAAUAUGUAAUUUUAAAAGUGAAGUUAUAUCAAAAUGAAUGGGAAAUUGAUAUUUUCGUGAAUUUUAAUUAAUUUCUAUUUGGUAUAUUUAUUCUUAAAGAAGAAAAUGUUUGUAAAAUUUACGUCUUUCGGUAUUUGGUGAAUCUGGGUCUCUCUGUAUUAUGAUUAUAAUUGGCCAAAAAUAUGUUUUUUUUUCUGUAAUUUCAAUGGAUAAAUCUGUAAAAAAAAGACGAAUAACUUUCUGUCUAAAUGUAUCAAAGAAAAAUCACAAUUAAACAUUUCUGUCUAAAAAGAAACUACCAAAGAAAAAGACGUUGUGUUCAUUGGAAUGUUAACUGGGUGUUAAAAUUGAAUUAUAUUAUUAUUAAAUGUGAACCCGCAUAUAAAGUCUACAAUGAAAUGGAUAGUAUCUCAUAUUAAAUAUGUAUUUUUAACAAUA
Molecule: messenger RNA, 3717 nt
Organism: Phlebotomus papatasi
Lineage: Eukaryota; Metazoa; Arthropoda; Insecta; Diptera; Psychodidae
Gene: Drl-2
Product: tyrosine-protein kinase Drl
Exons: 12
Coding region: 1130-2977 (615 amino acids)
Biological process (GO): multicellular organism development; axonogenesis; cell surface receptor protein tyrosine kinase signaling pathway
Cellular component (GO): signaling receptor complex
Molecular function (GO): protein tyrosine kinase activity; ATP binding
Source: RefSeq, a predicted model, not a curated record